AUGGACUCGGGAACUGAAGAGUACGAGCUCAACGGCGCCCUGCGCCCCGUCUCCCCAGGCUCUGCUGGCUCUCCGGACGCCUCGCCACCACACUGGAGCUGGAGGACUCGGCCCAUCAAUGUGAAUCACUAUGCCAACAAGAAGAGUGCAGCUGAGAGCAUGUUAGACAUUGCCUUACUGAUGGCCAAUGCCUCCCAGCUCAAGGCCGUCAUUGAGCAGGGCCCCAGCUUCGCCUUCUUUGUACCUCUUGUCGUUCUCAUCUCCAUCUCCCUAGUUCUCCAGAUUGGUGUGGGUGUGCUGCUCAUCUUUCUUGUCAAGUACGACCUCAACAACCCAGCCAAGCAUGCCAAGCUGGACUUCCUCAACAACCUGGCCACAGGCCUGGUGUUCAUCAUUGUGGUGGUCAACAUCUUUAUCACAGCCUUCGGUGUCCAGAAGCCCAUGACUGACACAGCGCCCCAGCAGUAG
Messenger RNA from Elephantulus edwardii (Cape elephant shrew), 468 nucleotides. It is a transcript of the gene NINJ1, whose product is annotated as ninjurin 1. Bases 1 to 468 code for a protein of 155 amino acids. Gene Ontology annotation, cellular component: membrane. NCBI's taxonomy places the organism in Eukaryota, Metazoa, Chordata, Mammalia, Macroscelidea, Macroscelididae. Gene Ontology annotation, biological process: tissue regeneration; cell adhesion. The transcript has 3 exons. The record is from RefSeq and is a predicted model, not a curated record.